This is a messenger RNA of Daldinia vernicosa, 757 nucleotides long. RefSeq lists its product as uncharacterized. Bases 84 to 482 code for a protein of 132 amino acids. Lineage: Eukaryota; Fungi; Ascomycota; Sordariomycetes; Xylariales; Hypoxylaceae. The transcript has 2 exons. The record is from RefSeq and is a predicted model, not a curated record.
CGUCCUUCUAUCAUCCAAGUAGUAGACAAAAAUAACCCUCAGAAUCUUCCAUACAUACCUACCUUGCUAUCCAAACCAUCACCAUGCGUUUUUCUCUUCUCGCUCUCCCCUUUGCCACUCAGGCUUUCGUGGCGGCAUUGGCAACUCCUGAGCAGCCUGGCAAUAUUGCGGAGCGAGAUGCUGCUGUAGGAGAAAUCGAGUCGCGCGACAAUGGGUUCCAGAUCAACUACUAUACAGACGGCGGUUGCGCCUCUUACCUCGCUGCUGUCUUCCCGUCCACCGACGGUAGCUGCUAUGACUACUCAUACAGUGGCGACAAUAGCGCCAACAUCGCUAAUUGUGAUGCUCCGGGGGGCUAUACCUGCUACUGUAACUUCUACGCCCAGUCAGGCUGUCAGGGUGCUUCGCAGACUAUUGGGUACGGCAACUGUGCCUCGAACUAUGGUCAUGGCUUCCUCUCCAUGCAAUGUUACUAUGCUUAAGAGCUAGGGUAGUAUAGCAGUUGGGAUGUCGAUUCUCUGCAGGAAUAGUCUAGAUGGAGUACUGGUCAGGGGCUUACGGACACUCUUUCAAAUGACGGUACCUGACCAUGGUAUUUAUGCACGGCGCCGCUCAUUUAAAAAGAAAAGCAACGAGAGGGAUUGCUAUGUUAUUAUAUAUUGCUAUCUUAGUAAUUGAACCCAAAUCGGAAGGAUACUCUCAGCUCGGUCAACCACUACAUUGGCUCUUCAAAUGCCUUAAGAGAAUAAUAAUAUAG